AUGUUCGCCCAGCAGUUCGAUCAUUCUUUCAAUGAUUUGUUCAAUCAAUACGUAAAUAUGGAGUCCUCCGGACCCGAAAAAGACUCGUUCUCCACAAAUUUUGACCAGUUCUUCCCGCUUGACUCCCUAUCCAGUGACGGUGGCGAUCUGCCUGCUGUCUCCACUCAACGCCAUCAUCAGUCACCGCAACCUUGGGCUAAAGAGUGGUCCCUGCAGGACGAUGAGCCCCAGUUUACUUUUGAAGACACUCUUCAACCCUCUGUCAUCCCAGACCUUGGUCUGAAUACUUUUGAAGUCUCUACCGGCCUUGCUUCGACUACAAACAGAGCUUCCACUUCCCCAUCAACUCCUCCGACUACUCCCCACCGCAAAGUUACCAAGAGUGCACUUGUUACUCCCAAAUCUAUCCGCCAUCGUGACCCUAAUGAACGUCGCGCACUUCUGCGCAAGCAAAGCUUCUCUCCUAGUUUGAUGCGCUCUUCUAAUCAUCCUAAAGGAAGAAUGGCGUACUCCGAGGCCUGGGCCCAGCGGCUCCAGAACUUUAGCCUGGCUGGAUCCGAUGAUCGCCUUCCUUUGUCUCCUCCGCCAUCUGAUGCUCUCAUCCAACACGAAACCACAAUGAACCAAGCCAGAGACUCGGCCGAGAUCCCCCCUCACUUCUACCAGCCGUCACCUAUUUCUUUGCAAUCUACUCCUAUAGGCGCUAUGGCAAGACACCAACAAGCAUCUUUUUCUCAUCAAAAUUCCUCAGCUUUGACAAACUCAAGCUCCCCUUCUGCCGAUGAUAUUUUCUCUUCAUCGCACUCUUCAGAUCCCCACUCUAUCUCUUCAUGGCAAUCAGAUGCCCUUGGCACCUCUUCCCUCCCUUUUACCCCAGACCUUCAAUCCCACGAUCAGACCUGGUGGUCUCCUAUGUCUUCGCGUGUUGCGCAACAGCAAACACACUACCUCCAGUCUCCAACACCCAAUCCCUCUAUGCAAAAUGUUGGAACUGUUGGGAGUCAAAAUGAAAUGUUACACGGAGGACUGAUGAUCCAAUUGGAUCCUACAUUUGACAUCUCUGCCGAUUCCUCCUUCUCAUCUAACCUCCUUCCUGCCAACUCUCAAAAAUUUGUGGCUCCUUUCCCUACCCAUCCGCUCCACCAUAUUUCCUCGCCUUCUCUCUCACCCAAAGCUACCACCACAUCACCGAAAGAUAUUCGAAAUGGCGUUUUCAAGGCGACUCACCGCCGCACGAACAGCCGCAAACUCCCUGGUCAGAGCAUGAAUGGUCCUAAAUCCGCAAAGUCUGGAAGCCCUCGCGGCGCAAACAAGUCUGUAAGCGUAUCAUUUGUCAACUUCACUGCCAAUGAUAGCCAGAAGAUUCUCACUGGUGUUGCUCCUUCCGGUAGCUCCAAGACAAAGGCUCGUCGGGAGCAAGAAGCCCAAGAUAAGCGCCGCAAACUCAGCGAGGCGGCUCUCAGAGCUGUCCGCAAUGCUGGCGGUGAUGUUGAGGCUCUUGAAGCCGUAUUCUGCUAA
Penicillium taxi is the source of this 1518-nucleotide messenger RNA. It is a transcript of the gene wetA, whose product is annotated as developmental regulatory protein WetA. The record is from RefSeq and is a predicted model, not a curated record. Lineage: Eukaryota; Fungi; Ascomycota; Eurotiomycetes; Eurotiales; Aspergillaceae. The transcript has a single exon. The coding region runs from base 1 to 1518 and encodes 505 amino acids.